AUGCCUCGGGCGAGUUUGGCCGAAACCGGCGGCCUAAGGCCGCCCAGCGCCUGGGCACUCUUUAGCUCGUGGGUCGCUCGCGAGGGUCUCUCGGACACUGAAGCGGCUCGGUUUCGUGUGCGUGGCAAACGAAUGCUGCGGAAUCAGGCUGCCAUGAAGGUCAAGUGGAACCACAAAAAGAGCAAGGACGUUCGCGACCGUUUCAAGGCCCUGGCACACAAGGCCUACGAGGACAACCGUGCCAAGGCAGUGGCUUUCAGAACUGCCCAGAGCAGGGGUCACUUGCCACUCGAGCCGGAAGAGGAAGCUGCUCAGGGUGGUGCGGAGGCCGUGGCACUUGGACAGGAGCAGAGACUGGAGGCGGACUACGAGAGGAGCGAGCUGGCCAAGGACUCCUGGACCUGGACGUUGGGAGUGGCCGUUCGCGACUUGAAAGAGGUCGGCAGUGGGGUAACUGGGCACGUCUUUGUGGGGUCCUUCCAGGGCCAGCCGCUGGCCCUCAAGCUAGCCUUGGGUCGGGGACUGCGAGAUCCCAUGCAAAGGGCUGCUGCAGGCCAGCUCGACGUGUCGGAGGAGUUCGCCAUCCUGGGGGCAAUCGGCCAGCACCCGAACGUCGUGCGAGCCUUCGCCGUUCUCACCAGCUCCCUCGGAAGGCCAGCUCUGGUUCUCGAGAGGGCGACCGAGAGCCUGCACGACACGGCCCAGCGGCUCAAGGACGAGCGACUGGAAAGCACAGCCGGAAAG
Molecule: messenger RNA, 744 nt
Organism: Symbiodinium sp. CCMP2456
Lineage: Eukaryota; Dinophyceae; Suessiales; Symbiodiniaceae
Source: the annotation of a GenBank genome assembly